Dioscorea cayenensis subsp. rotundata (Guinea yam) is the source of this 1538-nucleotide messenger RNA. Its product is annotated as transcription factor MYB1-like. The transcript has 3 exons. Lineage: Eukaryota; Viridiplantae; Streptophyta; Magnoliopsida; Dioscoreales; Dioscoreaceae. The record is from RefSeq and is a predicted model, not a curated record. The coding region runs from base 626 to 1489 and encodes 287 amino acids.
AACAGCAAUGGCUAGCUCUAGCCUCUAGCUGUGUUUUGCUCUCAACCUGACCAAGUCUUAUUUAUUAUUGUUACUCCAAGUCUCCAAAAGUCCAACCUUCCUCCGAAAUGGAGUCCAGUUGGUGGGCAAAGCAAAUGAGGGCACCACCAGUGAGCGAGAGCGGCUUACGGUCGGCAAUGAAUAGCAGCACCAAAGCAUAGUCAUGUGGUGGUUGAAUAAGUUGCCACACUUGGAACUCCGACUUGGAAUGAUAGAAGAUUGAUUGCCUUCAUAAGCCCGACCAAGUCUCGAUUCAUUCCUUUUCAUAAAUCUUCUCUUUUUUCCUUUCUUCACUUGUAUUGGAACCACAUUCACACUUGCUAGAUUCUCCUACUGCUCAACGCUAAUUCCGUCUAUUCAUCAUGCCAGCCAUCCAUUCAUUGCUAUCUAUUUAUACUUUCUUUCUUUAUUUAAGUCCUUUAUAUGCUCCACACUCCACUACUGUUUUUCAUCUCUAUCUGCCUAUCUCUGUAUCUAUAUAUAUAUAUAUGUAUAUUGAAAUACUGAUAGAUAGAUAGAUAGAUAGAUAGAUAGAUAGAUAAAUUGAUAGAUAGCAUAGAGUGUAGUGUUGGGUGUUUGAGAGAAGAUGGUAAAGAAGGGUUGUUGCCCAAAGGAAGGCCUCAACAGGGGAGCUUGGACAAGCCAGGAGGACAAGUUGUUAUCAGAUUAUAUCAUGACUAAUGGCCUUGGGAGAUGGAGAAGUUUACCAAUCAAUGCAGGAUUGAACAGGUGUGGCAAGAGCUGCAGGUUAAGAUGGUUGAACUACCUGAGACCAGAUAUUAAGAGAGGAAACAUCACUGAGGAUGAAGAGGAUUUGAUCAUCAGGCUCCAUAAACUCCUUGGCAACAGGUGGUCCUUGAUAGCAGGAAGAUUGCCGGGGAGAACAGACAAUGAAAUCAAGAACUACUGGAAUACUUAUCUGAAGAAAAAGGUUUCAGGACACAAUACACCCCAAGAACAUCAUCAUUCUGCAAAGAUUAAUAAACCAAUUGUAACAAGUACCGAAGAAGAGAACAACAACAACAACAACAACAACAACAUCAUCAUCAAAAACCUACAUGUUCAUGCCAUCAGGACCAAAGCUGUUCGGUUUACAAAACCUCACAUCAUCUCCAAUCAAACUCCAAACUCUUCAGAUGAUAACAUGAAAGAGUACUUCUCCAUAGAUGAUCCCCAUGAACAAUAUGAACCUAUUCUUCCUUCUUACAUCGAAGAGACAAUGCAGUGUGACCCUUUUGAGAGUAGCAAGUGUACAACUGCGUGUGAUACUGAUAAAGGACCCAUGGAUGGACAUGGACAUGGACAUGGACAUGGAGAUGGAGAUGAAUUCAUGGCCAAUAUCUAUGAUAUUGAAAUUGGAGAGCUUGAUAGCUUGUCUUCUUUCUUUGAUACUGAUUCUUGGAUCUCCAUUAUACCUCACAAGUUCAAUGACGACUUCAUCCAGCAUUAAUUGAAUUUAUAUAUAUAUAUAUAUAUAUAUAUUAAUUAAUGUAUAUUAA